Molecule: messenger RNA, 3613 nt
Organism: Gadus chalcogrammus (walleye pollock)
Lineage: Eukaryota; Metazoa; Chordata; Actinopteri; Gadiformes; Gadidae
Product: sorting nexin-10B-like
Exons: 4
Coding region: 367-990 (207 amino acids)
Biological process (GO): intracellular protein transport
Molecular function (GO): phosphatidylinositol binding
Source: RefSeq, a predicted model, not a curated record
AUGACACAUCUCAACACAUGUCUUCUACUGUAAAUCAGUUGGUCAUUGAAGUAGCAGUGGGAAGGCAAGUUCAGUCAGGUGACCAAAUUAGGAAACCUUUGCUCUUGUUUUGCACCAUAAAGUAUCAAGGGAUUAAAAGCAAAGUGGGAGCUCACUCAGACACAGACUAAGGGUUUGGUGUAUGUGCCAGGGCUCGGCUAACAGGAUUUAUUGAUGGCAUGGUUACUGAGGUGGGUCUUACACCUUACUAUUAAUCUAUUGAAUCUAUAACAACAGUCAGUGUAAGCUUUUACUAGUUGUUUUACAUUUGAAAUGAGGAAGAUUUAAAUUCUGUUGAAAUAAAUUGAUAAAAGUUAGUACUUUACUAUGAAGAGCCAUGUGAGACACUUCUUUGGUGGGGGGUUUCCUAUGGUCGCACUUCCUCAAUACGACAUUAUAAAAGUUCCCUUUUUUGUAUUCUGGUUACAACUGCCUGCUUCUCACACAAUGCAACAGGACAUCAGCGUCUGGGUUCGGGACCCGAGGAUCCAGAACACUGACUUCUGGCAUGCCUAUAUAGACUACGAAAUAUGUUUACUUACUAACAGUCUCUGCUUCACCAAGAAGAUCUCGUGUACAAGGAGGCGGUUCAGCGAGUUUGUAUGGCUGAGGCAAAGACUCCAGGUGCAUUCACUGCUCAUUAGCAAGCUCCCACAGAUGCCGCCGAAGAACCUGUUUUUCAGUCUGAACAGCGCCCGGCAGAUUUCUGAGCGAAUGAAGGGGCUUCAGACCUUCCUGGAGCAGAUCCUGGUGAGCCCCUACCUGCUGUCGGACAGCUGUGUUCAUCUGUUCCUGCAGUCCCGCCUCAGCGUGGCCCAGAUGGACGCCUGUGUGGCGGGCCGGACACGCUACUCUGUGGCCCAGGCCAUCGAGCGUGGAGGGCAGAGCCUUCCCCGCUUCCCCUCCACAGAGGACCUGAACCAGGGCUCUUCCUCCUCCUCUUACUCUUAACAUGUAGCAAGAGGCUAGUGUGUAGGCCUAUGUGUAUGUGUCGCACCUGACAUCAUUUGUGCAUUUCUAGAAGAGAUUUUAUGUUAUGUUAUGUUUCACUCCCCUCUUCUGUUAUUUUUGAGUACUUAGAAAAUAGCUAUCUGAAUAAAAAGGUACUAUAAUAUUAUUGUUAUUAUUUUUACUAUUACUAUUAUUACUAAUAGUAGUAGUAGUUUUAUCGGGGUGCUGCAGGACUACGGUAAAGACUGUAGUAGUAAGCUAAUGAUAUGGCUGCUUCUUGGUCUAAUUGUUUGUUAGUUCUAGUGCAGAGGCCUGUUUCAGGUAGCUGGUUUUGAGGCAACCCCGAGUUUGUUCGCUCUGAGUUAGUGGAAACUCUGGGUUUUCCGUUUCAGGUAGCAGGUUCAGCGCAACCGAGAGUUAAGGUGCGGACACACCAAAAGCGUUACCACGCGUAUAAAAUCGGCAAUUUUUCCAUAGGGAAGCAUUGGUUUACGCGCGUACAUGCGUUACAUGCGUAUCAACAUUUUACUCGCGUUAGGGGCGUAUGAGGCGCGAAUAUAUACGCGCGUACGCGAGGAGUUCAAAAAAUUGAACUUUUUACGCUCAUACGCGUGAUACUUAGCCGCAGUAGCCAAUCAGCGUGGAGCUUGUCCCGACGUCACUGGCAGAGAGUAGUGUCGCUUGCACAGAAGCAUACGGCCGACAUUUUUCUUUAUUCUGGGUGGAAAUAGUAACAUAGUUACGCCAUUAAAUGCGUUUAUGGAAACAUUUCUAGCGAGAAAUGUGCAUUUUACUUUCAUAAUGUUCGCUCGGUGAAUGUGAAGGAUGUUUGGUUUGAUAGUUAUGACGAAGAGUGAACGCUCCGUUCACUUGCAUGGACAGAGUCUGAUUGCUAAGCAACCUCAACGUCUUGGCGGACUAUUUCUCUGCUGAUCAACACUACGAAUGCUGGAAACACACCAUGUGAAGUUAUUUAACCCGAUUAUUGUUAUUUAUAUCCGAGAUUAUUUAAUCUAACCCGAUCCAAGCUCUAUCAUCCACCCAAACACGGCGGCGUUUGGGUUUCCUUCCUCGGACUCCUAAAUCCAGCGCAGCCACAGGCUGGGGGGGGGGAGUUUUGGGCGGUCUCAUCUACGCGCGUAUGCGUACGCGCGUAUCUGACCAUUUUUGACACAAAAUGGUCAAGCAACAUUUUAACUGCGUUACGCGCGUACAUGGUACGCGAGGUACGCGCUUGGUGUGUUGGCACCUGCAUGCUUCAGCGUUGGUGUUACGUUGUUGCGCAAAAUUUACUCAAAGCAAUUCAUGCUCCCUUUUAGGUUGCGCGUGUUGCCAAGCAAUUUACCGCCAGAACAGUAGGUGGAGUAAUAUGUGGAGGAAAGUUUUUCGUUGAAGACGACCUCGAGAAUGACGUCUUUGUCUGUGGGAGUCGUUGGUUUGUUUAUGUGCCAGAUCGUGUUCUCCCCAUACACAGUGAAUGAUGGCAACAGACAGAGGAACAGGGGUGAUGAAGUUGUUGAUCAUUGGGGUUGUAUAAAUGUGCAUAUCUCUCUACAUUUUAAAACGACAUAAUGUGUUGGCAGCAAAGUUAACUUCACUUCAGGUUAAUGCUUUUGUAUAUGAGCCUGCCGGGUGAUACUCCAGACAGGAAGUAGUAACCAGACCAGCAAACCAAUCACAGCCUUGCAGGCUGGGCGGCUCGCGUAAAAGCUUACGUAAAAAAUGACGCAAGUCUAGAAAAAUCGCCCGACGCACGCAAGACGUGAGAAGUCGCGCAAGGGGGGCGCAAGGGCGCGCAAGGGCCUCUUGCGCUUGCGCUUACGCUUAAGUAACCGAGCAUAAACCAGCCUUUAGUUGCUGCGGCAACAUACGCCGUGGACCUAACCUGCUCGGGAGGUGGUUAGACCUACUCUGAGUUUGUAGGCUGAAGGCAGCUCUCCGACAGAAGGAAGUGUUAGAAAUGGCAUGUCCUUUUCUACGAGAGCCUGUGGACGUAGAGGCUGCGAUCCUCAGAAGGAAUCUCCGUGAGGAACGAUUAUUAAGACCCCGGUUGGAUAUACUUUCUUUUCCAGAUAAUUUUCUUCACGACCGAGAGCUAUCGUUUUUCAGUGCAAUCUAUCAUUUAUUUAGACCACCUUCUCAGUCCCCAUGUUAACUGUCAAACGCACCGGGGGCAUGCUUUAAGUUGAAGUGGGUUUUUUUUACGCAAUUAACGCAUGUGCAGAAUGAUCCGCCCGUGCAUCCCACCCGCUCUGUACUACAGUCACUUUAACGUUGUGGCUUUUUCCAUGAUCAGAGUAGCUGACUAACCACAGACCUAUAACUGCUGCAAGUCAAGAAACUCAUUUUAAGAAUGCAAGGCAGAAAAGACCCUGGUACUGCUUUUAACCAGAUGCUGUUCUUCUCUACAUGCACAUGCUCAGCAUAAUCGUCUGCAUUGUUCACUGAAGUAAAACCCUUUGAGUAAACUGUUCAACAAAAUAACUUGUCCCACCACAGCCCGUGUUCUAAUAAAGACAAUCUACUUAUUAUGAGGAUUCCUUUAUUUCCUGAAAGCACAAAAAAAAUAAAGUAAUUUAUAUUGGGUAUGUUUUUAGAGCAGGGAACAGUAUCCCAGUUUGCA